AUGGCUGGCAUAUACCUAGGCUGCGCCACUGGCCCAACUGGACAAUUGGCAGAUACUAGCUGCCAGGAGGGAGGUGACAUGCUUGCUGGAGAAUUAAAUGCCCAGCUGUGGGGAGCAGAGACUGGAGGGAAGGACUGGCCUCCAAUCCAAGGUCAGGUCACAACUUGCCAGUCAUUAGCUAUACUCUCAAGACCUAUGGGUAACGAGAAUUCCAGGCUCGAAAUUAUUGAUUUGGCUCUUUAA
Messenger RNA from Nezara viridula (southern green stink bug), 243 nucleotides. The record is from the annotation of a GenBank genome assembly. NCBI's taxonomy places the organism in Eukaryota, Metazoa, Arthropoda, Insecta, Hemiptera, Pentatomidae.